AUGGAGCCAGUAAUCCACACUUUAUUUGAGCCUAAAACAAGCACCUGGCAGUACAUCGUGGCCUGCCCAACGACGAGAGAAGCAGCCAUCAAUGACCCCGGCCUUGACUACGAACCGACCGUCUUUACAAUAACCAGUCGCUCGGCCGACGCCCUACUUUGUAUAAUCCGCGAAAACGAAUACACUGUUACCUGGAUCUUGGAAACACACGUGCACGGCGACCACCUUACCGCCGCUUAUGACAUACAACAUGCACUCUGGAAAAAUGGCCACCUCUAUGUCCCAAUUGCAAUUGGUGAAAACGUUACUUAUACCCAGAAGGUUUUCUCAAGUCGGUAUGAUGUUCCAGAGGAAGAACUACAGUAUGCUUUUGGGCAUCUAUUCGGUUCGGAUGAGGAAUUCCAGAUCGGCAAUCUGACAGCGACCGCACUACAUCUGCCCGGACAUACGCCCGAUCAGAUGGGCUAUCUCAUCGGGGAGAGUAUAUUUACUGAGGGUAGUAUUUUGAAUCCGGAUGUUGGUAGUGCGCGCUGCGAUUACCCUGGUGGGGAUGCUAGAGUCCUUUUCGCAUCGAUCAAACGCCUGCUCUCCUUUCCUCCCAAUACGCGACUGUAUACUGGACAUGACUACCCGCCGGCAAACGAAGCUGCGGCUCGAGAUCCUAUACCAUAUGUGACGGUCGGCGAGCAGAAAGAAAUGAACAAACACAUCAAAAAUAGUGCUGAGGCAGAUUAUUUCGUUCGCAGGAGGACCGAGCGUGAUAAUGUCCUCACCGCGAAUCGUACAUCAAGCGAUGCAGGUUAA
Molecule: messenger RNA, 804 nt
Organism: Penicillium waksmanii
Lineage: Eukaryota; Fungi; Ascomycota; Eurotiomycetes; Eurotiales; Aspergillaceae
Product: MBL fold metallo-hydrolase
Exons: 1
Coding region: 1-804 (267 amino acids)
Biological process (GO): glutathione metabolic process; hydrogen sulfide metabolic process
Molecular function (GO): sulfur dioxygenase activity
Source: RefSeq, a predicted model, not a curated record